AUGGUGACACCAUUGAAAAGACCCCAACGAAUCACAACGUCAGUAACUGAGAAUAUGUUCGGAAGUACUGACCUGGCAACGAUUAAUAUUCAACGAGGUCGAGAUCAUGGCUUGCCACCGUAUGUCAGAUUUAGACAGUUGUGUGGCUUGAGCGGUGCACGAACCAUGGACGAUUUCGCAAGAGAAAUUCUCAGUACAGAAGCACGAGCAAAACUGAAACGGGUUUAUGGAACACCAGGUCGGUGGUCCCUCUUCUAUACUCGUAUCAUUCUAAUCCGGAGUUUUGUGCCGAAAUUCGAUUCGUGGCACUUUUGA
This is a messenger RNA of Anisakis simplex (herring worm), 315 nucleotides long. Lineage: Eukaryota; Metazoa; Nematoda; Chromadorea; Rhabditida; Anisakidae. The record is from the annotation of a GenBank genome assembly.